AUGGCUUUGGCUUAUGAUGAGAUCGGAGCAGCCGUACAGAAGCGGACCUCUGGCUAUUCAGCCGCCCCCCAUGAUGCCUCGGCGGGCAUCCCGAGCGCCCCAGCGGGCGCCCCGAGUGCCGCGUCCGAUGGCGACCUUGACCGGAAGUUUCAACUCUUGCGGAGCGUGGGUGAGGAGUGUCAGACUGAGGCAGAGCUGCGCGAGCUGCUUGCGAGAAAAAAGGAGUUCAUCCUCUACGAUGGAUUCGAGCCGUCGGGGCGGAUGCACAUUGCACAGGGCCUGUUCAAAGCCAUUAAUGUGAACAAGUGUACAGAAGCCGGCGGCAUUUUCAAGUUUUACGUUGCCGAUUGGUUUGGGCUGAUGAAUGACAAGAUGGGGGGAGACCUCAAGAAGAUCCAGGACACAGGCAUGUACUUUGUGCAUGUCUGGAAAUCCUGCGGCAUGAAGAUGGAAAACGUUCGCUUCGUCUGGACGUCACAGUUCAUCGAAGAGAACGCCACCGAGUAUUGGACGAAGAUGUUGGACAUCAGCCGGGUCACCUCUUUGGUUCGCGUCAAGAGGUGUUGCACCAUUAUGGGCCGUGAAGAGGGAAACCUCACAGCAGCGCAGAUCCUCUACCCGCUGAUGCAGUGCACAGACAUCUUUUUGCUUCGGGCCGACAUCUGCCAACUGGGCUUGGACCAGCGCAAGGUGAACAUGCAGGCACGCGAGUACUGCAGCUCCGUUGGCAUCAAGCACAAGCCGAUCAUCCUGUCGCACCACAUGAUGAUGGGCUUGAAAGCAGGGCAGGCCAAGAUGUCCAAGAGCGAUCCAGACUCCGCGGUCUUCAUGGAGGACACCCCCGAGGACGUGAGGAGGAAGAUCACCAACGCGGCCUGCCCACGUGAGAAGGAGCCCAGGACGUCGAAGCAGAGCGAGUUGACAGGCGAGGUCGACGGGGACAGCGAUGGCAUGGUCCUCAACAACCCGGUGAUCGACUACAUCCGAUACUUGGUCCUAGAGAAUGCCAAGGGCCGAGGGACCAUCACGGUUGAUGGACGUACUUACGACGAGGCCGACAGCUUGGAAAGUGACUUUGUGGCAGGGAAGAUCUCGGAGAAGGGCCUUAAAGAGGCCUGCAUCGAGAAGCUGAACGGCAUCAUGGAGGGCUGCCGCCAGCACUUUGCAAAGGACAAGGAGGCCUCGGACUUGGUGGCCCUUGUGGAGCAGCACAAAGUCGCAGUCCAGAAAGAGAAGGACCAGGGUCAGGUGCGGCCGACGCCGCUCCGCAGCCUGCGCCUGGCAGAGGAGGGCGUGCAAAGUCUGGGCGUGGUCUUCGCUCCGCGCCCGGGCUCGGACCUGGGCGUCACGGCGGAGGCGGUGCUGGCGACGCUCUCGUGCUUGGUCCGGGCCAAGCAGGGCAGGCAUGCGAAGCUGGUACUCUGGUGCGAGGACUGGUCCUGCAUCGCCCUGGACAAGAUGCAAGGGGACCUCAAGGCCAUUGGCGCCUACUACGGCAUUCUGGCAGAUGCUGUGAAAGGCCUGGCGAAGCAAGCGCAGGUCGAGUUCGAGGUGAAGGUCCAGUCAACGGAGAUUCUCCGCGAUCCGAACAUGUACUGGAUCAGCGUCAUCGAUGCCGGGCGACGGAAGCGGAAGGGAAAAAGCGGCGAGGAGCCGGUGAUCGGCCUCGAGGAGGUGGCUGGGCAUUUGCCCGAAGGCGAAGCCUUGACUGAGAGCGGGCAAGUCGUUGCC
Molecule: messenger RNA, 1731 nt
Organism: Symbiodinium necroappetens
Lineage: Eukaryota; Dinophyceae; Suessiales; Symbiodiniaceae
Source: the annotation of a GenBank genome assembly